Oikopleura dioica is the source of this 444-nucleotide messenger RNA. Lineage: Eukaryota; Metazoa; Chordata; Appendicularia; Copelata; Oikopleuridae. The record is from the annotation of a GenBank genome assembly.
AUGAAUGUCACGUUUUCAAGCACUUCAAUAACUGUUGAUGAAGAUUCUCAAUACACACUGAAUCCGAACGGAAUGAUGAUGCAGUACAUUUGUAUGCUGCAUUUCAAGGAAGACAUCUUAUGGAAUGGAACGGACACUUCUUACACAAAGAUGCCGUGUAUGCCUCAAGAACCGAUUGUUGCCGACAACCAGGAAUGCUGGAUCGGCGGCUGGGGCUCGACUGCAGUCAUUGGUACUCCAAGCGAUGAGCUGAGGUCUCGAGGAGUCAGACUCGAUAACGGAACGGAGUGCCAAGAUCAAGCUUUUACAAGUGGGCCGAAGCAUGCAUCGAUGGGGAAUGGUCCGAUGGUUAUUCAAUUCGUCACGAGUCUCCGUCUUGUUCAAAUGAUAUUGGAGGCCCAGUUAUUUGUCCUAUGGAUGGAAAAGCAGUUCUGGCCGGUGUGA